UGUCGGUUCUUAUAGCGCCGCGGGCGGCGGCUGCGCGGGGACGGUGGGACGGUGGGACAUGGCGGCCGUGCGGUUCGUGGUGCUGGGGCUCGUGCUGCUGAGCGCUCAGGGCGGCUUCGGGGCAGGUCCCGUGUCUCGCUCUGGCUCUGCACUUGUUCCUGGAGUCGCCCGAACACUUAAAUCCUUGUGGAGAGGGAGCGGGAUCUGGACUUCCGUAGACGACGAUGGCUCCAGAACCCGCCUCACCUGCGCCUUGAAUCACAGCGCCACCGAGAUCGUGGGCCACCGCUGGGUGAAGGGGGGCAAGGUGCUGAAGGAGGAUGCGCUGCCCGGCCUGAGGACGGAGUACGACGUGGACUCGGAAGACCGCUCGGGCCAGUACUCCUGCAUCUUCCUUCCAGAGCAUGCGGGCCGCACCGACCUGGAAGUGAAGGGGCCCCCCAGCGUCAAGGCGGUGAAGAAGUCGGAGCAUGCCACCGAGGGGGAGACUGUGGUGCUGGCCUGCAGGUCGGACUCCUUCCCGCCCGUCGCCGACUGGCUGUGGUCCAAGGUGACCGACUCCGGGGACCAGGCCAUCGCCAACAGCUCCCAGAGCAAGUUCUUCGUGGUCUCCUCGGGGACCAGGACGGAGCUGCACAUCCCAGGCCUGGACCUGAGCUCAGACCCCGGCAAGUACGUCUGCAACGGCACCAGCUCAGAGGGCUCUGGCCAGGAGGAGGUCACGCUGCGCGUGCGCACCCGCUUCGCCGCCCUCUGGCCCUUCCUGGGCAUCGUGGCCGAGGUGCUUGUGCUGGUCACCGUCAUCUUCGUCUACGAGAAGCGGCGGAAGCCCGACGAGGUCCUAGAUGAUGAGGACGCCGGCUCUGCUCCACUGAAGAGCAGCGGGCACCACGUGAACGACAAAGACAAGAACGUUCGCCAGAGGAACUCCAGCUGAGAGGACCAGGACGAGUCUGCAGGCUCCCAUCCCAGCGUUUGCACAACCCCGCGCCCUUUCCUCUUACGGAAACCCACCUGGCAAAAGCAAACCAUGUUGUGCAUUCAAAUCACGUGUUUUCUCAGCUUUUUAAAGAAAAACUAAACUAGGGUUUUCUGUGCGUAGAACUCUGCCCCUUAGGGGCUUUGCUUUUCUUUUUUAACCAUCUCGUGAGCCCUCCAGGGGGGUCGUGAGGUUUGUGUGAGGCCCCUGCCGCCCCCACCACCCAUCCCCUCGCGUUCCCUGGGCUGUUGGUCUCCUGGUCUGGGUGUGGAGGACAGACGGCCCUUUUUCUGAGGCUCCGCCCCAGGUCCACCUCCUGAGACUGCUCGGCUGUGUGGGGCCGCGUGGGGCCGGAGCCAAGUCCCUGCCCUUUGCAGAAGGUCCAGGCAGAGCCGCGGUGCCAAGCAUCCUGCCGUGAGAAGCCAGUGCUGUCGGGUUACCGCAGGUCUGAGCGCGUGGCCGCCCUGAGGGCGUCCCCCUCACCGCUGCCCCGUCCGCACACCCAGGAAGAGGGUGUCUGCUGCUCUCCUCAGCAGGAGCCGCCGUGACGGGCCUCUCUCCCCACCCCACCUUCCCACUCCCCAAUAAAGUCUGGCCCCUCAUC
Physeter macrocephalus (sperm whale) is the source of this 1583-nucleotide messenger RNA. RefSeq names its product basigin (Ok blood group) (gene BSG). The transcript has 8 exons. The coding region runs from base 59 to 937 and encodes 292 amino acids. Gene Ontology annotation, molecular function: cell-cell adhesion mediator activity. NCBI's taxonomy places the organism in Eukaryota, Metazoa, Chordata, Mammalia, Artiodactyla, Physeteridae. Gene Ontology annotation, cellular component: plasma membrane; axon. Gene Ontology annotation, biological process: homophilic cell-cell adhesion; dendrite self-avoidance; axon guidance. The record is from RefSeq and is a predicted model, not a curated record.